AUGUCCAUUGAAAUCAACGAUCCUGCAAUCAUUUCCGCUACAAAGGGUUCCAGUGGCGCCGGAUCUGGUGGAUCCAAUAAGAACUUGGUAGUUUCAGACGAUGUCAAUGCGUUUAUGCAGAGAUUAAAGGGAGAAACGACUGCCACGGAAAACACACGCAAUGGUACGAUAGGUGAUGAAGCUGGACAAGAGCUUUACAGCUCGACAUACAAGCCUGUUGACUCUACGAAAGCGUAUAUUUACAGCAUUGAAGAACUGCAAAACUUAAGCAAAAGCGUUACUCCAGAAUUGACAGCAACAAUCACCGCGUCAUUGCCAAAAAAGGGAUUCUGGCGUCUUACGAGCCGGCAUCCAGAUGUCAGGCGAGCAGAAAAUUCGGCUAGGGUGUCCAGCGACAGCGGGGAACCCGUUGCGCUUGACAAAAGAAAGCACAGAAACUCAAGAAGUUCAAGGCGUGGGAGCCGAUUUUCUAAGAAUGACAAACAUUUCGUUGAGGAAAAAGACAUAAAAGUUAAUAAUGACGAUUUGCUUGCACUUGAAGAAGAAAUUAAGCCCACUGGCAAUACCAUAUCUGAUUUCGAAAACUGGAAAGCAAAAAUGCGAGAAUUAGAGCGUAAGAAGAAAGGAAUUGCACUUAAAGAAGAGACAGAACCUUCCAGACCGUCUCUUGCGCAUACUAAUGGAAGCUCUUUCUCGGAUUUUUUCAAUUUGAAAAAAGAAGGUAGCUCCAACUUUGAAGAGCUAGAACCUUCAGACAAUCGUUCUGACACUUCAAAAUGCUCACAUUCGAGGUUUUCUUCGUUCUUCAAUUCCGCAUCAUCUUCAACCCCGAAUAUAAAUGAGACCCCCAUCAACAAGCCCUUGACACCUAGGGAAAAAGAGGAACCCUUAACGUCUGGUUCAAGGAUUCUCUCCUUUUUCGACAGACCUGAGCAGUCUAACGCUCAGAAUUCAAAUAAAAUUACAGCUGAAACGUCCAAUAGUGGUACUGAGUCUAACAAAUCGGGCACUCCAGUACCCCCAAAAGAGCAAACCAACACUUCAUUCUUCCAAAAUUUGCUCAACAAAGGAAAGGCUUUCGAUGACCUCCAAACGCCUGAACUAACAUCUUCUUUCGGAAGUAAACCUGCUCUCAAUGAAGGAAACUUAGCCGCAUCUUCAGCUACUAACGCAAGGCACACGGGAGCCCAAGUUCCAGGACCUGGCUCAGUCUCCAUUUCUUUACCGGGAUCUCAAAAAACACAAGUACCACCGGGUCCACCAGGUCCACCCGGACCUCCAGGCUUGUCAAGAGUGUCAGGAGGCAAGUCCCAAGGUAAUUUUCAAAAUUUCCCUAUGGGUGUUCCGCUCAACAUGCUUCAUACUAUGGGUCAGCCUUCCAUGAACAUACCCCCACCUCCAGGGUUUUCACCUUUUCAAGCCCCACCGGGAGUCCAAAUUCCCCAACAAGUCUUUCAGAACGAGAUAGCUGGACAGGAUGGGAAUCGAAUGGGUCGCGGAACGCGACAACCACGUCAACCACCCUACGUGGCAGGGGCACCUGGCGUGCCACCACCUGGGUUUGUUUCCAUGCAGGGCGCACCUCCAGGAAUGAUCCCAGAUAUCCCUUUGCAAAUGAAUGGAGUGCUACCUCCUCACGGAUAUUUUGCACCCCCAGGAGCAGGGUUCCCCAAUUUCAAUUAUAAUCCAACUCCAAACGCAUCCGCGCGCCCUCCUCCUCAAAAUGUCCAGAGCAACAUGCAACAAAAGUGA
This is a messenger RNA of Lachancea mirantina, 1752 nucleotides long. The record is from the annotation of a GenBank genome assembly. NCBI's taxonomy places the organism in Eukaryota, Fungi, Ascomycota, Saccharomycetes, Saccharomycetales, Saccharomycetaceae.